AUGAACGCAGAACAUGAAGCUUGGUUAAACACAAACAUUGUUAAAAAGAAUGUAGAAGCUCACCGAGCGGAUUUCGCUUCACUAAAAAAGGCAUUGGAUCCAAAAGACUUCAAGGUUUGUUAUAUUUUUUUUGUAAUAGGCAAGUAUCUUUUAUAGUCAUAUUUUUAAGGCAGAUAUUCAUGUUGGUAACCGUAUCCUUUAGUGAUGUUUUUACAUGCAGCCGGGACUAAUAUAGUUAAGUUUGUUACAACAAAAUCUUACUCUUGCUUUCAGACUUUCCUGGCUCAACCACAAGGAACCCGUAACCGUUACCGCGAUGUCGUAUGUUUGGAAGCGACCAGAGUUAAACUGAAAGGGCUAGAGAACGACUACAUUCACGCCAACUACGUGAGCACGCCCAAAAGCGACAAGAGAAUCAUUUGCACUCAGGGGCCGACUGACACCACUUGUGGCGACUUCUGGACGAUGAUCUUGCAGGAGAAGUCGGCCGUCAUCAUCAUGUUGUGCAACUUUUACGAGAAGAAUAUCAAGAAGUGUGCCGAGUACUUUCCCGUUGCCAAAGGUCAGAGUGUGACUUUCGAGAAGAUCAAAGUCACUUGUACUAGUCAGCAAGAUGUAAGUUAAGAUGUUGGGCUACCUUUAGGCCAAUGUAUGCUACUCUUUAAUCUGAUUUCUGUAGAUGGGUCUAGACGAAGCAUUUAAUGUCGUCAAGCUCCGGUUGUCUCAACUGGUAGUCACUAGAGACAAGAACAAGAUGGAAGUCGACCACUACCAAUGGCUCGACUGGCCUGAUCGUGGGGUUCCUGAAGGCGAUGUCACUGCCAUUAAUUUGCUUCAGAAGGUCGGUAACACCAAGUAAGUCAUCUUUUUGAUGUAAUGUUGCGAUGCAAAUGGUAUAUUGCCAUUUAAUAGUGACUUUAAUCAUGUUGUUUAUUAUAUUAAAUAUCUUCUGCUAUUCCAGAUAUCCAAUUGUCGUUCAUUGUUCGGCCGGCAUUGGUCGUACUGGUUCGAUUGUCAUGCUACAGUACUUGCUAGACGCUACUGAGCUGGGAAAGCCGUGCGACAAGCUGGACCAGAUUUUGGCUACGAUCAGAGAUCAACGGGCUUUAAGUGUGCAGGUAUGUUUGGCAAUGUGUUAGUGUGGUCUUUGCAAUCUUUUUGUAAUCCUAGAAAUAAACGAAGUUACUAUAAUAUAGGAAUUUAUAAAAAGCGUUUUUCAAUCAUAAUAAGAUGAUCUUAAACUUUUCUUUGUUUUCAGAACGAACAACAAUACCUUUACGUGAUCCGAGUGUUCCUGGACUACCUCCUCCGAAAGGGUCUGGUCGUAAAAGAUUCCGAUGGGAGAACACCGAAGCAUAUUACGCAUAUGAGAAAGUUCCUUUCCGAGUACACUGCAGCAAUCGAUGGAAAAUAG
Molecule: messenger RNA, 1414 nt
Organism: Bursaphelenchus okinawaensis
Lineage: Eukaryota; Metazoa; Nematoda; Chromadorea; Rhabditida; Aphelenchoididae
Source: the annotation of a GenBank genome assembly